This is a messenger RNA of Aspergillus steynii IBT 23096, 1530 nucleotides long. Its product is annotated as putative nucleoside transporter. The transcript is spliced from 3 exons. Gene Ontology annotation, cellular component: fungal-type vacuole membrane; plasma membrane. Gene Ontology annotation, biological process: transmembrane transport. The record is from RefSeq and is a predicted model, not a curated record. Bases 1 to 1530 code for a protein of 509 amino acids. NCBI's taxonomy places the organism in Eukaryota, Fungi, Ascomycota, Eurotiomycetes, Eurotiales, Aspergillaceae. Gene Ontology annotation, molecular function: transmembrane transporter activity.
AUGGACGCUCACGCCCUCGAGGCUGAGGCUGGGAAGAAGCCCCAGGCAAAGCUGAAUCUGGCCCCUGUCGAGGAAGAGUCCUCAUCAGGGUCCCGGAAGGGGUUCUUUUCGUGGAUUCGAUACUACGAAGAGCUGCUAGACCGGAAACUAGGCAUUGAAUCACACAGUCUCGACAGAGUCCCUGCCGAUGAUCGCCAUCCUCCGAACUCGCUAGCCAUGGCGUUCAUGUGGGCCUCUGCCACGAUGAACAUCAGUUGUUUCAGUACCGGCUUUCUGGGGAAGCAGUUUGGGUUGUCGCUGGGACAGACGAUUCCCAUUGUCAUUUGCUCAACGUUUUUGGGCGCUUGUGUGACGGGAUGGUGCGCCACCAUGGGCCCGGAGACUGGUCUCCGUCAGGUCGCAAUCUCCCGGUACUCUCUGGGCUUCUAUCCGUCGUCCAUCAUCGCCGCUCUGAACGUGAUCGAGCAAUUGGGCUGGGCCUCGGUCAACUGCAUCACGGGCGGGUUGGCCCUGAGCGCCGUCUCAGACGGCCAUGUCUCCAUCGUCGUCGGGGUCAUCAUCGUGGCAUGCAUCAGCUUCCUGUUUAGCUUUGUCGGACUCAAAGGCGUACUCCUGUACGAGCAAUACGCGUGGACCGUGUUCUUCGUUAUCUUCAUGAUCAUCUGGGGCGAGUCGGCUCACCGCGCCAAUAUCGCCGCGCCGGCCACCGUCUUCGGGCUCACCAGGUCCGGCAACGUGUUGAGUCUCAUCAGCGUGGUGUAUGGCUCCAGUGCGUCGUGGAGUUCCAUCGUCUCCGACUUCUACGUGCAGUAUCCCGUGAAUAUCUCGAAGGUGAAGGUCUUCCUGUAUACGACGCUGGGCAUUACCAUCCCCACGUGCAUCGGCAUGCUGCUAGGUGCGUGUAUUAGCUCGGCGUUGGACACGAAUCCCGAAUGGGCUGCCGCGUAUGAUGAUGGAAUCGGCGAGAUCCUAAAGAUCAUCAUCUACCCGCGCGGAUUCGCCAAGUUCCUGCUCGUGCUAUUGGUGUUAUCUGGAAUCGGCGUCAACUGCAUCGCCAUCUACUCCGGCGCCCUCUCCGCGCAGCUCUUCGCCAAACCCUGCGCCAAAGUCCCCCGCGUGUUCUGGUCCACCCUCGUCUUCAUCUGCAUCCUGUGCCUCGGCAUCGCCGGCCGCGACCAUCUCCUGGACGUGCUGGAGAACUUCCUCUCGCUGCUCGGAUACUGGAACACCUCGUUCUUCGUGAUCCUGUUCCUCGAGCACUACGUGUUCCGCGGCGGCAAGGUCUCCAACUACGACCUGGACGCCUGGAAUACGCCGUCCAGGAUGCCCGUCGGGUAUGCGGGGCUCACGGCGUUUUUGUGCGGCGCGGCGGGCUGGAUCGUGGGCAUGGUCGAGACGUACUAUGUGGGGGUGCUGGCGAGGCUGAUCGGGAAGGAUGGAGGUGAUAUUGCGAAUGAGUUGGCGUUGGUGUUUACGGGGGCGGCGUAUGUGCCGUUGAGGGUGUUGGAGUAUAAGUAUGUUGGGCGGUAG